Messenger RNA from Saxophila tyrrhenica, 546 nucleotides. RefSeq lists its product as uncharacterized. NCBI's taxonomy places the organism in Eukaryota, Fungi, Ascomycota, Dothideomycetes, Mycosphaerellales, Extremaceae. The coding region runs from base 1 to 546 and encodes 181 amino acids. The transcript has 2 exons. The record is from RefSeq and is a predicted model, not a curated record.
AUGGCCGCCCAACCCACCCCAGCAAGCCAAGUCAUCAGCGAGACCGCCAAAGCCGAAGGCGGACCAGACAAGGGCUCCACCUCCGCCCAGAUGCAGAGCCAGGUCGGCAAGACUCGCAACUUCGAGCAGGCCGCGCAGGAAGUCGGAGGCAAGAUGCAGGCUGAGCCGGGCAACGUGACGUCGGAGGAUGCUGCGUAUCUUAAGUCUCGCGAGGCUCGUGCGAUGGGCCAGGGCCAGCCGCCUUCGGACUCCAUCAGUGCCGAUGCUCAGCGGUUGGCUGCUGUGAAUGAGGGGGAUGCGAAGAUGCCGAGCAAAGGCCAGAUGGACCCGGCUACGCAGUCUGCGGCUGAUCGGGUUGAGAAUCUGGAGAGCGCGGCUGAGCAGGUCGCCCCAAAGAUGGCCAAUGACCCAGAGCACGUGACCAAAGACGAAGCCGACCUCCUGCACAGCCGCGAGCAGCGUGCCUUCGGUGCAACGAGCAAGGGCGGAAUUGCUAGCCAGGCCCAGAGCAUGGUGGCUGAGAACGAGAAGAAGGCGACGACUUGA